AUGUCGGCUCUAUUCAACUUUCAAAGUUUACUUGUUGUCAUUCUACUUUUGAUAUGUACAUGUACUUAUAUACAUGAUUUCUAUCCAAAACUACUUGAUCGCUAUAGAACGGGAUUUCGUGGUACAUUUUGGAAAUUUGCUCGAAUCGGUCAAAGAAAAAGCCAAUAUGUCUCAGUAUUCUGUCUUGCAAUGGCUUUCAGUGUACUUUUUUGGCAAUAG
This is a messenger RNA of Rotaria socialis, 219 nucleotides long. Lineage: Eukaryota; Metazoa; Rotifera; Eurotatoria; Philodinida; Philodinidae. The record is from the annotation of a GenBank genome assembly.